Myotis davidii is the source of this 2869-nucleotide messenger RNA. It is a transcript of the gene ANO9, whose product is annotated as anoctamin 9. NCBI's taxonomy places the organism in Eukaryota, Metazoa, Chordata, Mammalia, Chiroptera, Vespertilionidae. The record is from RefSeq and is a predicted model, not a curated record. Gene Ontology annotation, cellular component: plasma membrane. Gene Ontology annotation, biological process: chloride transmembrane transport. The transcript is spliced from 17 exons. Gene Ontology annotation, molecular function: chloride channel activity. Bases 83 to 2272 code for a protein of 729 amino acids.
AGUCAGGUAGGACCCGCCUGGCUACACCGGCUCGGGCGCUGAGCCGCCUCCAUUGGUGGGUUUGACCGCGAGGGCUGCCAGCAUGCAGCCCCAGGGUGAAGAGAGAUUCCGGAUCCUGGUGGGGACGGAAGGGGACAGCUACCCGCUGAUGGACAUGGACACUCCUGAGCCUGAUCGCCGCGACCAGACCCUGGCGGACUACGUCCUGGUGGCCGAUUAUCGCACCCAGAGGGACCCCAGGCAGGUCCACCGGCAGCGGCAGUUCCUGAAGGAGCUGCAGGCCAAGGGCUUCCAGUACAAGGUGAAGGAGGACCGGGAGAAGGUGUUCUUCGGGAUCAGAGCGGACAGCAGCAUCUUCAGCCUGUACCGCACGCUCCUCAUGGAGCCCGGGGCUCCGGCCGCCAGAGUGGACUCAGCCAGGCCGAUCACCGUCCCGGACACCACCAGAAUCCGGAUCGUCAACUUCAUCCUCAACUGCAGGACGGCAGCGGGCGACACAUUUGAGGAUUUGGUGAAGGACGGGGUCUUUGAGACCCGGUUCCCCCUGCACAAGGUGAGGGGCUGCUUGGGAGCCCGGCCUGAGGGCGGGGCCGGAGGCGGGGCUCGCACCCAGUCACCUGAGCCGGGGAAGGAGAACCUGGAGAGGACAUGGGCCCGUUGGAGAAACAUGUUCCGUAAGCAGCCCAUCGACGAUAUCAGGAACUACUUCGGUGAGAAGGUGGCCCUGUACUUCGCCUGGCUGGGCUGGUACACCUGCAUGCUGGUCCCCGCCGCACUGUUCGGCCUCAUCGUCUUCCUGAGCGGCUUCUCGCUGUUCAAUGCCAGCCAGAUCAGGGCCGCCUGUGACCCCCUCCUCCGCGCAGCCACCGUGUUCCUGGAGUUCUGGAAGCGGCAGCGGGCCCACGUGGUGCUGCACUGGGACCUGUACGGGUGGGACGAGGACCAGGAGGAAGUGGCGCUGGAGCUCAUGAACUGCCCGGACUACGAGCUGCAGCUGCACCAGCACUCCUACCUGAAGAGCACCAUCAUCCUCAUCCUGUCCCUGCUCAUGAUCUGCCUCAUGAUCGGCAUGGGCGUGGGCCGCCGUGGAGGGACGGGUGAGGGAGCCGUGUGUCCUCCAGAGAAGUCCAGGACCUUCUCGGAGCGAGAGAGCAAGUUCACGGUGAAGUUCUUCACGCUGCAGUUCUUUGCGCACUUCUCCUCGCUCGUCUACAUCGCCUUCAUCCUGGGCCGGAUCAACGGUCACCCCGGGAAGACCGUGCGCCUGGCAGGCUUGUGGAAGCUGGAGGAGCGCCCAGAGCCAGUGCUCCGGGGCCCUCCACCCACUACCUGGUUCCUGUCCCCCAGGUGGCUGUCCCACAAGUGGCGCUCCAUGCGGGGCAGCGAGGCCCGGGACCCCGAGCUGAGGGACUGGCAGCGCAACUACCGCCUAAACCCCGUCUACACCUUCAGCUUGUUUGACGAGUUCAUGGAAAUGACCCCUUCCUGUCUAUGCCCAGACGGGGGGUCAGGAGAGCGAAGGCGGGCUGUCAGCCUUGGCCCAGGUCUCUUCUCGGGGUCUGGCCCGUGGCUGCCAUGGGUGCAGUGCCCAGAGGUGGGACGAGGCCCCCCGAUAUCCAGGCUCUUCGCUUGGGGGAUGGACGGUGGGCACGGAUGGAGGUGGGGCCGGCAGCAGCAGUGGUCAUGGCUGGAGGAACCAGACAGCCUCUCCCCACUGCUUGGCGCAGGGACCUGGCUGCAGGUGCUGGAGACCAUCGGGGUGCUGGCGGUCAUUGCCAACGGGAUGGUCAUCGCCUUCACGUCCGAGUUCAUCCCCAGGGUCGUCUACAAGUACCGCUACGGCCCGUGCCGGCAGGGCGCCCACUCUUCAGCCGACUGCCUCACUGGCUACAUCAACCACAGUCUGUCCGUGUUCCACACCAAGGACUUCGAGGACCCGGUCAGGAUAAAGGGCUCAGAGAACAUCACUGAAUGCAGGUACCGGGACUACCGCAACGCUCAGGACUACAACUUCUCGGGACAGUUCUGGACGCUCCUGGCCAUCCGGCUGGCCUUCCUCAUCCUCUUCGAGCACGUGGCCCUGUGCAUCAAGCUGGUGGCGGCCUGGUUCGUGCCGGACGUGCCGCAGUCGGUGAAGAACAGGGUCCUGCAGCAGAAGUACGAGGUGCUCCUGGGCAAGCUGCGCGGGGGGCCGAGGCCGCUGUGGGGGCCGGGCCUGGGCCUGAGGGCCACUCCUGCCUCCAGCUCCAGCCUCCGGAGCACGGACGUGUAAGGGACCCGGAGCUGCUGCUGGCACCAGGCAGGGCCUCAGCCGCCACCGCCGCCCCCACCCUGCUCACGGCCGUGUGUGUGUGUGUGUGUGUAGGGGGUGUAAGAAGGCUCACAUGUAUGUGGGUAUGUGAGGGGUCCUGGGAGGCCCAUGUAUAUGAGGGACACUGGGGGGUCUGUGUAUAUAAAGGAUCCAGGAAGGCCUGUGUAUAUGAGUGGCCUGGGGUGGCCCCUGUAUACGGGAGAUCCUGGGGGGUCUGUGUAUAUGAGAGUCCCGGGGAGGCCCCUGUAUACGGGAGAUCCUGGGGGGUCUGUAUAUGAGGGGUCUAGGGCACAGUGGGCAGCACACUUAGCUAUUCCAUCUGUUAGGGCUCAGGCUUGGCCCAACCCUGGCUGAACUCCGGGUGAGCACUGCCCCCCAUACAACGGAAGGGGGUGCAGGCACAACACAGGAAAGCCAGCCGUUGCUGGGCCCCCUCUGGCUUCUGGGCCCCAUCCUGCCCCACCCCCUCCCUGGCUAGUGAGAGGCCCGGGCCCCACCUCUCUGGCUCCCCUAAGCCAGCAGAACUUUUUAUAAUAAAAUAAAACCUCUUUGUGCCAA